Molecule: messenger RNA, 1131 nt
Organism: Lactuca saligna
Lineage: Eukaryota; Viridiplantae; Streptophyta; Magnoliopsida; Asterales; Asteraceae
Source: the annotation of a GenBank genome assembly
CACCCAACUUGUCCAACAAGAAUUCCUUAUUUCAGUCAAAGUCAUCUCUCCUAGGGUUUCAGUUCCGAUAUCAAAACCCCUUUACAAAACUGAUAUUAAAUCUGUAAAUAUAAACAUCUCAUCGAUCCUUUAACUAUGGUGAAGAAAUCAUCGGAGACUGGUGGUUUAACGAUUGCGCCAUUUCUGUCUAAAUGUUAUGAGAUGGUUGAUGAUCCUUCGACGGACGCUUUAAUUUCAUGGAGUCCGACUAGUGACAGUUUCAUUGUUUGGAAUGAAUCCGAGUUUACUUCCGAAUUGCUUCCCAAAUAUUUCAAGCACAGUAACUACGCCAGCUUUCAACGCCAACUCAAUAUCUAUGGGUUUAGGAAAAUUGAUACAGAUAGAUGGGAAUUCGCAAACGAAGGAUUCAUCAAAGGCCAAAAGCAUUUAUUGAAGUCAAUAAACAGAAAAAAAGUGACACAUGUCACAACUCAUCAAAAAGUUACACAAGAAAAAGCUCCAGAGUCCAAACUCAUACAUCUCACCACACAUGAUGAAAACCGAUAUGCAAACUUAAGAAAAGAAGUAGAGAAUCUCAAGACAGAUAAAAAUGCCUUAAUGCAAGAGCUUGUGAAACAAAGACAACACCAAGAUAAUUCACAAACAAAAAUGUUAGUUCUUCGUGAACAGCUAAAAGUUCAAACUACAUGGCUCAAGAGUGAAAGUAAUAGCAAAACCAUAUUAAAACCUGUUGUUGAAGAUACUGAAGACACUGAAGAUACUGAAGAAACUGUGAUUCUUCCUCAUGAAGGUGCAAUUGUGAAAUAUCAACCACCAGUUGAAUUCCCACAAGAUGGAUUUGAAUUUGAGCUUAGUUCUGAAGAAGUGAAGGAUUUGUUGAAGGAUUUUGAUCCUGAGGUGACAUUUGAUGAGAGGAUUGAAAGUUAUGAUCCGUUUGUGAUCCAUGAUAAUGGUGAUGAUAUGUUGGAUCAGCUUCUUUCAAGUCCUUUUUCAGAGAAAAGUAAAAGUGUGAAAGAUUUUAUUGAUGAAGAACAUGGAUUUGAGGAAAUUGGAUUGGAAUCGAUGGAUAGGUUUAGAGUUUUGACAGAAGAGUUUGAGAAAUCUUUGAGUGUGUCAACUAUGGAAUCUUGA